GCGGCAGAGGCUGCGUCAGAGCCGUCCCCGGGUAUAAAGCGGGGCGAGCCGAGAGCCGCAGCGGCACACGGUCUCCUGCUCCUCCUCCCGCUCCCGCUCCCGGUCCCGGUCCCGGUCCCGGUCCCGGACCCGGUCGGCGGCCGUCGCUCCCCUCCGCCGCCGCCAUGAGUUCCUUCGGCUACGACCCGUACUACCCGACGUCGUCCAAGCGGCGCUACGCGGAGAGCCCGCGGCUGCACAUGGCCUCGGUGCGCAGCGCCUACAGCUGCUACAGCGCCUCGCGCUCCGGCUACUCGCCCGCCUACGCGGCGGCGGCGGUGGGCCCCCCGGGCUCGCUGUCGGCGCGGCGCGUCUACUCGUCGAGCUCGGGCUCGCUGGGGGCCGCGGCCGGCGCCGGCCUGGACGGGCUGGACCUCAGCCAGGUGGCGGCCAUCAGCAGCGACCUCAAGUCGCUCCGCACGCAGGAGAAGGCGCAGCUGCAGGACCUGAACGACCGCUUCGCCAGCUUCAUCGAGCGGGUGCACGAGCUGGAGCAGCAGAACAAGGUGCUGGAGGCCGAGCUGCUGGUGCUGCGCCAGAAGCACGCCGAGCCCUCGCGCUUCCGCGCGCUGUACGAGCAGGAGAUCCGCGACCUGCGGCUGGCGGCCGAGGACGCGAGCAGCGAGAAGCAGGCGCUGCAGGGCGAGCGCGAGGGGCUGGAGGAGACGCUGCGGGCGCUGCAGGCGCGCUACGAGGAGGAGGUGCUGAGCCGCGAGGACGCCGAGGCCCGCCUGCUGGAAGCGCGCAAGGGCGCCGACGAGGCGGCCCUGGCCCGGGCCGAGCUGGAGAAGCGCAUCGACAGCCUGGUGGACGAGAUGGCCUUCCUGAAGAAGGUGCACGAGGAGGAGAUCUCCGAGCUGCAGGCCCAGAUCCAGUACGCGCAGCUGUCCGUGGAGAUGGACGUGCAGGCCAAGCCCGACCUGUCGGCCGCGCUCAAGGACAUCCGCGCGCAGUACGAGAAGCUGGCCGCCCGCAACAUGCAGAACGCCGAGGACUGGUUCCGCAGCCGCUUCACCGUGCUCACCGAGAGCGCCGCCAAGAACACCGACGCCGUCCGGGCGGCCAAGGACGAGGUGUCCGAGAGCCGCCGCCUGCUCAAGGCCAAGACGCUGGAGAUCGAGGCCUGCCGGGGCAUGAACGAGGCGCUGGAGAAACAGCUGCAGGAGCUGGAGGAUAAGCAGAACGCCGACAUCUCGGCCCUGCAGGAUACCAUUAAUAGACUGGAAAAUGAAUUGAGGACCACGAAAAGUGAGAUGGCUCGUUAUUUGAAAGAAUAUCAAGAUCUGCUCAACGUGAAAAUGGCUCUGGAUAUAGAAAUCGCAGCUUACAGGAAACUGCUGGAAGGGGAGGAGACCCGACUAAGUUUCACCAGCGUCGGUAGCUUGAGCAGCAGCUACUCCCAGAGCUCCCAAGUCUUUGGCCGCUCUCUGUACGGCGGCUUACAGAGCAGCUCCUAUCUGAUGUCCACUCGCUCCUUCCCGGCUUACUACACGAGUCACGUUCAGGAAGAACAGGUUGAAGUGGAGGAGACAAUUGAAGCGACCAAAGCCGAAGAAGCCAAAGAUGAGCCGCCCUCAGAAGGAGAGGCUGAAGAGGAGGAAGAGAAGGAGGAGGCUGCGGAAGAGGAAGGAGCUGAAGAGGAAGAAGAAGGUGCUAAGGAGGAAUCAGAAGAUACCAAGGAGGUUGAAGAAGAAGGAGGUGAAGGUGAGGAAAAGGAGGCUGAAGAAGCUGAAGAGGGAGAGAAAAAAGAAGAAGCUCCUGAAGAACAACGUGUUGAGAAGAAGAAAGAUUGAGUUCUCUUUUCUUAACUACUUCAGGUUUCCAAAUCAGAUCAGCCAAACCCCAGCAAAUCAAUUGAACUCCAUUUGCUAUUAAAAAUAAGACGCCACCUAUUGAAAAUUGGAGAUGAUUUAGGUUGAAAGUGUACUAUUGUGUUAUGAGUUUUCCUCUUUAUGCAAAGUAACUGUUUGCUUGCAGAGUGGCCUCCUUGGCUUGCUGCCAGAUAGUGCAUGGUUUUAUGCUUACAAGUUCAGGAUUUUUGGAUGAGCCAAAUGUUUGAUUUUUUUUAUGAAUAAAUGAACUGAUUGAAACACUAUGAAAAAUAAUCCUGGAAACCUGGAGUCAUUAGAAAAUGAUGAACCUAAGUUAUGUGCAAUAACUAGCAAAUAAAGUUAUACUAAGCAUACACAAUUUCUUGUUUGUGGUUGUCAUGUGUUCACACAACAACCUUGAGAGGAGCAAGAGUGACCAGCAGUUUUACCAGUGUCUAGGCAAAGAACUGAUCUCAUAAUCCAUGUUAAGGGGAAAAAAAACAAAAACAGCACUGUAAUUGCAAAUUCAUACUACAAAUUUCAUAAAACCAGAUCAUUGGUCACAAAUUCUCCAUUUGCUCCCCUCUGGAAGGUUACAAAACAAAACAGGAAGCAGGUUGCAUCCCUGUUUCUAUAUGUAGGAGGGGCACUUUGCCCAGGGAAACGUUACCCACUGCCACUCAGGGAAUUGUUCUGAUGAAGGGAAUGUGUGCGGGUGCGCAUGUGUGCAUGUGCGCGCGCGCACACACACACACACACACACACACACACACAUAUUAUCAUCGAGUGCCACUCUAUUGAACCAGCCUGCUGAACCCAAACGGGCUUUGUGGGAAUAGGUCCAGUAGAAGUCAAGUGAAUGCCCUAAAGUUACAACUGUUUUUCUUUUCAAAUUGACAUGUGUGUAAACCCCAGAGUAAGCAGCUGGAAUCUCAACCUUUUCCAGAAUGGAAAUCAAUCAUUUCUUCCAGUGAGGAAACAAGAUAACUAAGAGUUGGGGGGGGGGGGGGGAGAGAGAAAUUAAGUGGAGAAGAAAACCAAUUAGUCUUGUCUCUAAAGGUCUUGUCUAUGACCCUAGCUCUCAGUGUUUAUGCUGUGUCUUCAGCUCAGCUACUCACCACUGUUGCCUAAGCAAGCAAUGCUGCCUAAGCUCUGAUUUCAUUGGAAAACAUGCUUUGAUAAAAGUGACAAAAUUAGUCUCCUGCAGAGGAAUGAAAUGUGAUGUGUUCUAUAGAUAUUUGUGUGCAUGCAUUUACUGGAAAAUGUUUAGGUCUCAGAUGAUGUUCAGAAGGCCAGCUGCGAAUAUGAGCGGUCUUCUGUUGCCAGGGUUAUGGUACUGCACCAAAUGUGCUAGUGAGAUCCAUUGCCCAAAGUGAGCCACAGCUGAGGUGGCUGAUUCCUGAACUGUUCCUCCCUAGAAAGUUGCUUUAUCUGUCAACUCUACUAUUUGCUUCUUAGAAAAUUUGCUGCACAUCUUAAAAAUGGUUGCUAAUCACACCUGGAGUUAAACUGUUUUCAUUUAAAUGUUACGUGUAUUUGUACACUCUGUUCCGAGUUUAAAUAGCAAUUUAGUAAACCCUUUUUAUUUACCUAUAAUAUUUCUCUGAAGUGUGAAGACCAAGACCUGGAUCUUGGCAGAACGGGAGCAUUUCAUGGAAAUGUGAUUUGUCGAGCUUUGUUAAUCUCCUAAAAAUGGAAACAUGACAAUAGUUGGAGACAUCUAGUCAGUUUCAGAAUAUUACAAAGUCUGAAAGCACUGACAUUGUAUCAUACCCUGUCACAUCGAACAUAAUAAAGUAUAGCUGCAGGAUGAA
This is a messenger RNA of Tachyglossus aculeatus (Australian echidna), 3664 nucleotides long. It is a transcript of the gene NEFL, whose product is annotated as neurofilament light. The record is from RefSeq and is a predicted model, not a curated record. Gene Ontology annotation, biological process: neurofilament bundle assembly. The coding region runs from base 165 to 1832 and encodes 555 amino acids. NCBI's taxonomy places the organism in Eukaryota, Metazoa, Chordata, Mammalia, Monotremata, Tachyglossidae. Gene Ontology annotation, cellular component: cytoplasm; intermediate filament; postsynaptic intermediate filament cytoskeleton. Gene Ontology annotation, molecular function: structural constituent of postsynaptic intermediate filament cytoskeleton. The transcript is spliced from 4 exons.